UCCAUCUCAAAAAUUUCAAGACUCAUGCUUGCCUUCUAUCUAAGCACUACUCCUCCUAGUUAAUUAGCUAGUAGCAUCUCUCAUCUCCUCCUCCCUUCUUGAGGCUCCGAUCUAUACAGUAGCUAGUAGUCAACAGUAGUAUAAACUGUGUGUAGUAGUAGACUGUUGUGUAGAGGUUGCUACAGAGCAAUCCAACAGCUAGCACAUCAGAGCUGAGCAGUCACCAUUGUUUAUCAGUCGCCAUGACGAGCUCGACUAGACUGCCUAAUCUUCCAGCUGGGUUCCGCUUCCACCCCACAGAUGAGGAGCUCAUCGUCCACUACCUCAUGAACCAAGCUUCCUCCAUCCCAUGCCCUGUCCCCAUCAUCGCCGAGGUCAACAUCUACCAGUGCAACCCAUGGGAUCUUCCUGCCAAAGCUUUGUUUGGAGAGAACGAGUGGUACUUCUUCAGCCCGAGGGAUCGCAAGUACCCCAACGGCGCCCGCCCCAACCGCGCCGCCGGAUCCGGCUACUGGAAGGCCACCGGCACCGACAAGGCCAUCCUGUUGACUCCGACGAGCGAGAACAUCGGAGUCAAGAAGGCCCUUGUGUUCUACGGCGGUAAGCCUCCCAAGGGUGUCAAGACAGACUGGAUCAUGCACGAGUACCGCCUCACAGGAGCUAACAAGAACACCAAGCGUAGAGGAUCCUCCAUGAGGGUGGACGACUGGGUCCUCUGCAGGAUCCACAAGAAGAGCAACAAUUUUCAGUUGUCUGAUCAGGACCAGGAAGGCUCCACUGUGGAGGAAGAAUCCCUCAACAACAAGAUGAAUGGCACAAUUACAGCCUCGCCCAAGUCUGAAGCCAAUAAUGAUGGUCAUGAUCAUCAGUUCCAUCCGACGACGAUGGCCAUGAACAAAUCAUACUCAAUCACCGAUCUCCUCAACACCAUCGACUACUCGGCGCUCUCGCAGCUCCUCGAUGCCCCAGCUGAACCUGAACCACCGCUAAUCUACCCAACAACAACACAAACACAUCACGAAGCACUACUUAACUAUAACAACAACGUGAACAAUAGCCACUUCAAUAUGCCACAAGUAGACGCAUAUUCAGAUCAUGUUGCGACUAAUUGCAACGGUCUGAAGAGGAAGCGAGUGAUGACUAUGGAUGGUGCUGAAUCCUCCUUCGACGAUGAUGGCAGCAGUAACUUCAGUAGAAAACUACUGAAGCUGCCAAGUGAUUCACGGAGCAGCAGCCACAGCCAUUUUGGCAGCACGACGAGCAGCUACUGCAACCAGCAGCUUGUGGACACGAGUGGUUUUCAGCACAGCAGCCUGCUGAGCUAUCCAUUCCUCGAGAUGCAGUAGUAUCUAUGUAGUAUUACACCGAGAGCUUGGUGUGAAUGAAUUCAUACAGCUGAAACUUCGACUGGGUCAAAUUAAACAAACUGAGCUGAGGGGUGGUGCUUGCUUGUGGCCGGAACAAUUCAAAAUUUCUGGAGCAUUUCGUUUUCAUUUUCAUGUAAAAUUAAAGGUUGUAAAUUAGGGAGGUGUACUACUGAAAGUCACGUGUGAAUCAAUGAAAGAUGACCACGUUCGUUUCUUGUACUA
This is a messenger RNA of Panicum virgatum (switchgrass), 1589 nucleotides long. Its product is annotated as NAC transcription factor 29-like. The record is from RefSeq and is a predicted model, not a curated record. The coding region runs from base 243 to 1346 and encodes 367 amino acids. Gene Ontology annotation, molecular function: DNA binding. Gene Ontology annotation, biological process: regulation of DNA-templated transcription. The transcript has 3 exons. NCBI's taxonomy places the organism in Eukaryota, Viridiplantae, Streptophyta, Magnoliopsida, Poales, Poaceae.